AUGAAUAGCAACGAACACGUCGCCAUUAACAAGUACUUGAACAAGGCUCAACGAAUUACUCUCGAUGACGUGUUCGCCAAACGUUCAGACGGCGACCGGGCUCAGCGACGCACUCGAAUCAUCUGUACGCUUGGGCCUGCCUGCUGGGAGCCUGAGAUGUUGGUAGAGAUGAUGGAUGCUGGUAUGGACAUUUGUCGAUUCAAUUUUUCACACGGCGACCACGAGAGCCAUGGAGCGUGCUUGGCUCGAGUCAAAGAAGCCCUGAAGAUGCGCCCCAACAAGACGGUAGGCUUGCUGCUUGACACAAAGGGACCUGAGAUCCGUACUGGGUUCUUCCGCGAAGGACUUAAGUCGAUUGAACUUAAGAAAGACCAAGAUUUAAAGAUCGUCACUGACUACUCUUUCAAGGGAGAUGAGACCUGCAUCGCGUGCACGUAUGAGAAGCUACCUCAGACUGUGAAGCCGGGCAUGCAAAUCCUCAUUGCAGAUGGUUCGUUGUCCGUUGAAGUUAAGGAGUGCGGUUCUGACUACGUUAUCACAAGAGUGAUGAAUGCUGCCAAGAUCGGGGAACGUAAGAACAUGAACCUGCCUGGUGCUAAAGUUGAGUUGCCUGUCUGCGGCGAGCGUGAGAUCAAGGACUUCCUUGAAUUCGGUAUCCCCAACCAGAUGCACUACAUUGCUGCAUCGUUUGUGCAGUGCGCUCAAGAUAUUCGUGACAUCCGGAAGAUUUUGGGUGAAGCUGGAAAGCACUUUAAGAUCAUCCCGAAGAUUGAGAACCAGGAGGGCCUUCACAACUUCGACGAGAUCUUGGAGGAAUGCGACGGUGUCAUGAUUGCCCGUGGAGACAUGGGAAUGGAGAUCCCGUUGGAGAAGGUCUUCCUCGCUCAGAAGAUGAUUAUCUCCAAGUGCAACCUUGCAGGCAAACCUGUAAUUGUCGCUACGCAAAUGCUGGAGUCGAUGAUUAACGCUCCUCGUCCUACUCGUGCGGAGUGA
Molecule: messenger RNA, 993 nt
Organism: Gregarina niphandrodes
Lineage: Eukaryota; Apicomplexa; Conoidasida; Eugregarinorida; Gregarinidae
Product: pyruvate kinase
Exons: 2
Coding region: 1-993 (330 amino acids)
Biological process (GO): glycolytic process
Cellular component (GO): cytoplasm
Molecular function (GO): pyruvate kinase activity; magnesium ion binding; potassium ion binding
Source: RefSeq, a predicted model, not a curated record